AUGUUAUACAACAACAUAACUAGAUAUUUUCUUUUAUUAAUUUAUUCAUUUGAAUUAACAACUGGAGGCUUGCAUCAACGUCGUUUAUUAAAAUAUUUACUUGAAGAACAACAAUAUGAUCCGCUUGAAAGACCUGUUUUCAAUGAUUCAGAUACUUUACUAGUAUCAAUGAGUUUAGCUAUUCAACAAAUAAUUGAUUUUGAUGAAAAGAAUGAAAUUCUUGCUAUUAGUGGUUGGUUAGUUCUUGAAUGGUUUGAUUAUAAUUUACAAUGGAAACCAGAAGAUUAUGGAGGUAUUCAAUCAAUUCGUCUACCAAGUACACGUGUAUGGACACCAGAUGUUGUUCUUUAUAAUAGUGCAAGUGAAAAUUUCGAAGGUACAAUGAAAACAAAUUUAGUUGUACAAUAUAAUGGCACUAUAUUAUCUGUUCCACCUGUUUUAAUUAAUAAAUUAUUUCAUAUUGUUUCUUUUAUAUUAUUUAUAUUUUUUAUUAAAUUUUUUUUGGACAUACAAAAUUGCACAUUAAAAUUUGGUUCAUGGUCUUUUGAUGAAUCUGGUGUUAAUUUGACUACUAAUAGUGAUACAGGUCAAUUAGAUGCAUAUGUUAAAAAUGCUGAAUGGGAUUUAGAAGCUUUUGUUGCAACAAGAAAAGCAUUUGUUUAUGAAUGUUGUCCAACUGUAUAUCCGUUUGUUCUUUUUACUAUUCAAAUACGUCGACGUACACUUUAUUAUGUAGUCAAUGUUGUUGUACCCUGUGUUCUCAUUAGUUUUAUGACUGUACUUGGCUUUCUUCUUCCACCGGAUAGCGGUGAAAAAUUAACAUUACAAAUAACAAUACUUCUUUCAAUAGUCAUGUUCAGUUUAUUAAUCUCAGGCAUUAUACCAGCCAGUUCAACAGCAUUACCAACAAUUGUUAUGUAUUUUGCAACAGUUAUGUGUUUAUGUACAAUGUCAGUAAUUGCUACUGUUCUUGUACUUGUUCUUCAUCAUCGUAAUGCUAAAAGUCAUACAAUGCCGAUGUGGGUUAAAGUAUAUGUCAAUCAAUAUCUUGCAUGGCUUUUAUGUAUGGGUCGUCCAGAACAUGAUUUAAGUUGGAAAGCAAUACGUCUUCAACAUCGUCGUACAAUUGAACGACAAAAUAGUAUAACAAGUAAUCAAAAAUGCGUACCAACACCAUUAUUAGCUAAUUCAUCAAAAUCUUUAUUAGCUAAUGUAACUAGUAGUGAUGAUCAACCUUAUAUUUAUUCAAGUAAUACAUUACCAACUAAUAUAAUGAAUCAUAUUGUUCCACGUCAACAACCUAAAUGUAAAAAUCCUCAUCAUCAACAUGAUCCAAAUGAAAUAUUACUUCCACGUGAUAUGCGUGUAUUUCGUUCUGAAAUGCGUACAAUUAUAUCUGAACUUCGAAUACUUACAGAUCAUGUUAAAAAAGAAGAAGAUGAAGAUGAUAUAUCACAAGAUUGGAAAUUUUCAGCUAUGGUUCUUGAUCGUUUAUGUCUUAUUGUAUUUACUACAUUGACAACAUUAUUAAGUUAUGCUACACUUUUUUCUGCAAAAAAUUUUUUCAAACUUCGAUAA
Molecule: messenger RNA, 1578 nt
Organism: Rotaria sordida
Lineage: Eukaryota; Metazoa; Rotifera; Eurotatoria; Philodinida; Philodinidae
Source: the annotation of a GenBank genome assembly